This is a messenger RNA of Trichobilharzia regenti, 318 nucleotides long. The record is from the annotation of a GenBank genome assembly. Lineage: Eukaryota; Metazoa; Platyhelminthes; Trematoda; Strigeidida; Schistosomatidae.
AUGGGGAUACUUGAUAUCGUUAAGGAUGAGAUGCCAGCAAAGGAUUUCGAAAAUAGCUCAAUAAUAAUUGUGCCAAAACCUGGUUUUUGUGUCAAGUUAAAGUCGAAGAAGAAUGAAAAGGUUUUCGUGAACAUAUGUAUUUCCGACAAAGUUCCUGCCCCAAGAAGAAUAACUGAAGAUGAACUAAGAGAAAUCCUUGAUGAUAUUGAGAAUUCCCCACCUUUCAAAGUCCCUAUGUGUAUAGGGGAGCCACACGCUGAAGUUGACUCAGGUACUGCGAAUCAGUUACAGUUCAUUGAAAUUCGUUCCAUCUAUUAA